Messenger RNA from Ctenocephalides felis (cat flea), 2222 nucleotides. Its product is annotated as protein hook-like. Gene Ontology annotation, cellular component: cytoplasm; centrosome. NCBI's taxonomy places the organism in Eukaryota, Metazoa, Arthropoda, Insecta, Siphonaptera, Pulicidae. Gene Ontology annotation, biological process: cytoskeleton-dependent intracellular transport; cytoplasmic microtubule organization. The record is from RefSeq and is a predicted model, not a curated record. The transcript is spliced from 9 exons. Gene Ontology annotation, molecular function: microtubule binding; dynein light intermediate chain binding. The coding region runs from base 142 to 2091 and encodes 649 amino acids.
UCAGUGCAAUAAUAACUAACAUAGAAUGUUAACUUAUUCAUUCGUUAUUCAUAGAUAAUAAUUUUGGAAAUAAAGGCGCUUAUUAUUAAUUUAAAUACUCAAAAUAUUAUGUUUGAUUGAUAAAACAGUUUAAAGUUUACAAUGGAUGAUAAAUGCAACUCCUUAUUAACCUGGUUUAGGUUGCUUGAACCAGAUGCCCAUCAUUCUUCUCUAUCCGACUUAACGGAUGGUGUUGCUAUGUCUCAAGUUUUAAGUCAAAUUGAUCCAGUUUUUUUCUCUCCUUCAUGGGGCGAAAAAAUUAAAACUAACGUAGAAAACAAUUGGAGACUUAAGGUCAGCAAUCUGAAAAAAGUUAUUGAACGUGUAACUGAUUAUUGUACUGAUGUUUUGAAUCUUAAUGUGCAUGAUUAUGCCAAACCCGAUGCUUUGAGAAUAGCUGAGGGAGGCGAUGUAGAAGAGUUGGCUCGCCUUCUACAACUCAUAUUGGGUUGUGCAGUCAACUGUGAAAACAAAGAAACUUACAUAACUCAAAUCAUGGGUUUAGAAGAAGCUUGUCAGAGAAAUAUUAUGUGCGCUAUACAGGAACUAGAGGCAAUGACACCCAUUCGAGUAAAACGAUCAAAAAGUCCAACAAAUGAUGUUGGUCUAAUUAAUGACAAGAUUAGAUUAUUGGUAGAAGAAAGAGAUAUAUUAGCUCAAAGAUGCCAUGAUCUCGAUCGACAAGUGUCUUGUCUUACAGAUGAAAAACUUUCAUUAGUGAAUGAUUUACAAAAGCUACAAAGUCAAUAUAAGUGUUCAGAUACUGCUCCUUUAGUUGCAGAUGGUCAAUCAUUGGGUCCAGCUGAAGAGGGAAGUACUCGUUACAAUGAAAUGAGACGCCAACUUGAUAUGUAUAAAGAGGAAAUUUUUAAGAUUGAAACGGCACGUGAAGACUUAAAAUUAAAAUCGGAAGAACAAGAAAAGCAAAUAUCAAUUUAUAAAAAUAAGAUAGAAGAACUCCAAGGAGGAGCAAUGGAAAUUUGUCGUCUUAAAGAUGAGGUGGAUGCAUUAAGAGAAACUAAUGCAUUGCUCAAAUCAUAUGAAUCCACUGUUCAAUCAUACAAAAAGAAAUUAGAAGAUCAUGGUGAUUUGCGACGUCAAUUAAAAAUUCUUGAAGAUAAAAAUCUGGAAUAUAUGCAGCAAAACAUAGAAUUAGAAGAAACAGCCAAGAAACAAAUGGCAUUAAAAACUCAAAUUGAAGUUUAUAAAAAACAGUUGGCACAUGCUAACGAAAAGCUGGAGACAGAAAUUUCGAAGUCCGAUCGGUUAGAAUUUGAAAUUGUUGGUUUGAAUACGAAAAUUAGUGUACUUCAAAGAGAAAAGGAAACUUUACUAUCUGAACGAGACUUGCUGAAAGAAACUUGCGAAGAACUUCAAUAUGGUGCAUGUGUUAAAACCGAUGUGCUAGCGGAUACAGUUUCCAAGGAGCUUAUAUCUCCAGCCACUAAAAGAUUGAUGGUAACGGAUAAUAAAAUUUCAAAAGAAGAAGGCGACCAUGCAGCUAUGCAGGUUUUGCUGGAUGAAUCUAAUGUAAGAAUAGAUCAUUUGAGAUGUCAGCUUCGAGAGGCAAACCAGAAAAUCCUCGAGUUGCAAAGCUUAGUUCAAGGAAAUCAACUUGAAGUGGAUGUGAAGUUGAAACAGUCGGAUGAACUUGAUAAAGACAAAAGUCAGCGCUUGGAAGAAUCUUUUUCACAAAUUGUUGCAUAUCGUCAAAAGAUCACAACAUUGCAAGAAACUCUGUCUCAGAAAGACGCCGAGAUAUCAGCAGCUGAUGAAAAAUACCGACGGUGCAUAGAAAAGGCUAAGCAAGUGAUUAGAAGUAUAGAUCCUAAAUAUGGUAAUUAUUUAGGUGCAAAUGCAAAUACUGCUAAAAUGUCGUCGAUUGAAAUGGAAACUAGAAUCAUAGUAUCAGCAUUUCAUCGAUUGGGAUUAGUUUGUCACAGAGAAGUAUUGGAUCAGAGAUUUGCACAAAUUAGUCAGAGUCAGAGCUUUCUAUCUAGGCAACGCCAACCUAUAUGCCGCAAAUCUAUUGAAAAUUACAGAAAUAAAUAAGAAUUACAUGGUCUUAGCAUGGAAAGGCUUAUAUCAUAGUUGUAUUUGUUUAAGUAUGUUUUUUGUUUUUGUUACAAUGACCUCAUAUUCCUUUCAAUUUUGAUUUGAAUAUAUUUUGUUGUAGUAAAUUG